Molecule: messenger RNA, 543 nt
Organism: Eruca vesicaria subsp. sativa (arugula)
Lineage: Eukaryota; Viridiplantae; Streptophyta; Magnoliopsida; Brassicales; Brassicaceae
Source: the annotation of a GenBank genome assembly
AUGGGUUUCAUGCAUCAGGAACUGAUUGAGAUACUUAGCUACGCCAUGGUUAUUACAACCAUUCUGGUUCUUGCAGAAAAAAAUCAUAUAUACACUUCAGGUGCAUCUGGAACUAAUACAUCUGUUAUCAGAGGUGCAUUGCGAGCAGAGAGGCCAGAGCUUCUUACUGUAAUUUUACCUCAAAGUUUGAAAAAACAACCUCCUGAGAGCCAAGAAUUCUUGUCUAAAGUACACAAUGUGGUAGAAAAGUCAGAUAAUGAUCAUUUGCCAUUAUUAGACGCUAGCAGGUUGGUUAUUGAUAUCAACGUCACAUUUGAUCUUCAAGAAGAUGCCUGUGUAAAUGGACAUCAUAUCACAAGUACAACAAGUAAUCUGCUUCGCGUCUCAUGGAGAUAUGUCAAGAAGCUAAAAAUCUCCGCAAGAUCGUCACUCUCUUCUACCUUGAUUGAUUCCACCAUCUUCUUAGGGGGGAAGAUACAAAGUCUCGUUUCUCUUAAUGUACAAGCUCUUUACCAAUAUCAAUACAGUGACAACUGCAAGUAA